AUGAAUCUAUUAGAAACAUUCAAGACCAUGAAGUUGGACAUGGGACAACUUCUGUGGUUAUUAUAUCAAUCAAGUGAUCCAGCAGAUAAUGAUGCACGGAAAGAUAAAGGCACUGUAACCAUUGUGGCCUCUCACCACAUACAAAAUGUAGACUUACAUGAAGGUGAAUGGGGUGAUCAUGGAUCUGUCAAGGCCUGGACUUGUGUUGUUGGUAAGAUGAAGAGAACAAAACUAGUCCAUUUGACAGCAUUGGAGGGAAUAGAUUGCUUGGAGUUCUAUAAGAGUUAUAACCUCAUCUUUCAUAUCAUUCCCAAGGGAGAGACCAAAGUGGUGAAAAUUACAAUAGAGUAUGAGAAACAAAAUAAGGAUGUCCCUGAUCCACAGAAAUAUCUGAACUACUUGAUUAAUCUCUUUAAAGAUGUUGAUUCUAAGCUUGUCCAAGCUUAAUGCUAUGGCUAUAUAUGGAUAAUGGUUAUAGUAUGACACCAUAUAAUAAGAGCUGGAGAGCUCUAAUGUUGAUGCUUCCUAGUUUCAUGCUUAUGACACUACAAAAAAUUUAGGUUUUAGGGACUAAAAUUUAGGGACACAGUGUGGUUUGUCUGGAUCUAAAAUUUAGAGAUUAAAGAAAAUAACACCGCUGCUUUCACAUUCCCAAACAUGGGUAAGUUUUUUCUCCAUCAUAUAUGCUUUUGGCAGUAUUUAAUUCUUCUUCGUAAAAAUUGCUUUAUUUGUUUACUUGUCUCCACUUAUGGGCCUCUUUAAUG
Messenger RNA from Camellia sinensis, 764 nucleotides. Lineage: Eukaryota; Viridiplantae; Streptophyta; Magnoliopsida; Ericales; Theaceae. The record is from RefSeq and is a predicted model, not a curated record.